Iphiclides podalirius (scarce swallowtail) is the source of this 237-nucleotide messenger RNA. NCBI's taxonomy places the organism in Eukaryota, Metazoa, Arthropoda, Insecta, Lepidoptera, Papilionidae. The record is from the annotation of a GenBank genome assembly.
AUGAUCUCGCAACUACUACGGUGCAUGCAAAACUUGGCGAGGAGAAAGUUACUGUAUAAAACGAUGCAGCUACUGUGGCUAGACCACUUGCCGUCACCGGCACGAGCAGUCCUUGCCGCCGCUGACACAGAAGACAUUGAUAAAUUGGCCUACAUCGCUGAAGAAAUUUUGGAAAACACUAAACCUGAUCAGUUGCGGAUAGCCCAAGUGUCAACGAGUAGCACGGAUAAACUACUG